Molecule: messenger RNA, 5066 nt
Organism: Linum trigynum
Lineage: Eukaryota; Viridiplantae; Streptophyta; Magnoliopsida; Malpighiales; Linaceae
Source: the annotation of a GenBank genome assembly
CUAAAAUAUCGAAUAACCUGGUUGAGUUGAAGGAACUCUUACCCAAUCAAUCACCGAUGUUGGCAUUUUUCUCUUGACCACCCGCAAGAAUGUUUUCAAAAACUCGUAGGGUUAUUCCCAAUUUCCAUGCAACUUCUCCAAUGCUCUUUGUUUCCCAUACCAAGUCUUCUUCUAAGUAACUUGCAUAUUAAACUUAUCUUUCAAUUCGGCCUGCACAGUUAGAACACUCAGAUUUGGUUGGGCGCGUAGUCACGUACCAAAUGUUUGACGGCCUCAGAUAUCAUGUCGACAUCAAGAUGGCGAUGAUCCGUCGGUUGAGUCGUACUGCUACAAGAAUGCACCAACUCAGCCUUUCUCACAGUCCAUUCGCCUCCAACAUCUCGACAUCCAAACCGCACCAUCCAAGGACAAUUGUCAUCCUUGUGCCUCAAGUAUCUGACCUUCCAGAUUGAAGGUGACGACUACACCACGCCAUAUUGAAAGUUGCGUUGUAGUGCGUGGUGUUUAAUCGCCAUCUGUGCAGCUUGUUUCGAGUGAAAUAUCUGCCCCUUGUAGAAUUCUCCUUCAAAACUAGCAACAAAUGGCAUUGGAAUUACACCAUAUCAAUCAGCAAGUGAUAAUUCUUCGUUCUCUUCAUUACCCUGCAAGUAAAAAUAUGGAGGAUAAUUAGGUUGCUCUCCUUCCCCCUCUUCCUCCUCCUCCUCAUCUUCCUCUUCUCCGUCAUCAUAGUCAUGAUCGGAUGGCACACUCCAUGUAUCAUCUUCUUCCUCUCCACCCUGAUCCUCACUGAGCUCCACAUGUAUCUCAGCACCCAAACAAUAAGGAUUUGUGCCAUAAAAUUCCAAAGCACAUUCAAACUAUCAUCAUCCACAAUAGGCAUCGCAUAAAGAAAUAAAACACCAUUCUGCCAUUCUGGAAGACGGUAAGUGAAACCUGUGAUCACAUCACUAUCUUGUACUGCUUCGUCUCUACGUCGUAUUCUCGGAAUUAGAUUCUCACAAAGUUUGUGAUAUGUGACCCUGGAUUGAACCGUCAACUGAAAACUACUACCACCAACGAAUUUGACGCCCAAAUUAUCGUCUACUUUCUCCGAUUUCCACCGAACGACUAGUUCAAAUCUUCUAAAAUCACUACAGAAAAACAAACUCACUAAUUAAAACUAAACACAAUCAUAAUAGCAUUUGAAUAAUAUAAUUAAAAAAAUAAAUGUGUCUCUUACCUAUUAGCCAUUUUUGCAGCAGCAACCGAGCUCUCCUCUAUUUUGGUCGAUUUUUUUUUUUGUGGUGUGAAUAACUGAAACGAAAUUCGCUGGUUUUAUAGGGGGGUAGCCAGCAAUAAGCCAGCGGACCCGCCAUAGUCCUGGGUGCCAGCGCCAGGUACAAAUUCCCACCGUUUCACCUCAGCCUCAGGCGGUACCACAUCAGUCUUGGGCGUCGCCGCUGUCACCUUUAAACAAAUGAUCUAAAAAAACAGAAGCAGCGGCAGCGCCUGAGUCUCAGGUGGUCCCGCUGGUUUUCUCUCUCCAAAAUACAAUAACCUUGUCAAUACUUUUUAAUCUGCCAUAUUGGUGGUAAAUUAAAAAAAAAACAAUAUUUCUGUCAUUGUCCCUUUAAUGGUUUUGCGGUAGAAACAUCAAACAUGGGAAGACAAAAAAAGACUGAAAGAGUCCGUCCAUUAUGUUUCCCUCUCCGGUGGCCUAUCAAAUCACUUCCGACGACUCCUCCGGCGGCGGUCCAAUCUGAGGGUCUACCAAACGCCCACUAAAAUCAAUUUUUCGUGUCCUCCUUUAUUUAUUUUGCAAAACAAAGGUAACGAAUCCCGCCUCAUCACCGCCCAUCUGUCUACGUCGAGGGUUUUCGUAGAGCAAAGCCGCUACCACAGUACCAGACGAGGGAAUUCGAUAGAGGCUUUAGGUAGGUCCGAAUAUGGGAUCGAUGACGGCGAAGUCUCCGAAGUUUUGUUUGAGAGCCCGCCGGAGAAGAACAUCGAGGAAAUUGACGAUAAAUUUUUUUCCCCUCCUCUUCCUUUUCUGAAUUUCUGCCGAAAAACAAAGAAGUUUGACAAUAAUUUUACUAUUUUUCAUCCAAUUUUAGAUUAAUUAUUAAUAAAAAUAACAAAUAGAAUACCCAACCAAAUGACGGGAACGCUUAUUCAUAUAUUUCGUCUGGUUGGGUGUUGGCGGUUGGGUCCAGAGUCAUGGGCUACGGGUUUAAAGUUGGGUUACCAUUACCACGUAAUAUCCACGUGUACCAAUCAUAAAAUGCGUUAUGAGUGCCGCACUUUUUAAAGCGGCACUAUAGCAUUGACGGCCUCUGAUAACACCAGGGAGCCCAAUCCCCAAUGUUAGUCGGUGUCCAAUUCCAAAAAGGGCUGGCCUUUGUUGCAAUACGGACUUCGGCCUAAUCUUUAGGUGGUGGAUGGCCGGCCCACAGCUUCAAUUCUGAACAAAUCUUUCAAGAGUUUGAUUCCUCUUAUCCAGGUCGAGAAAUGGAGUGCUGCCGGUUUGAUACCGCCAACGCCUAGCCUCAUCGUCAACUGAUGCUUUCUUUGUCUGUUUGCCUCUUCACAAAUCCUUACUCCCUCAGGAUCCCGAUCCAAAUACAAUCCGUUUCUCUAUUCGGCCGUCUCUUUCCCACUUUGGAUUCCUCGCGUCUUCUUACUCCUCUUCUCUUGUACACUGUUAACCUUUCUUUACUGAUAACAACAGUUUGCCUCGUCUUGUUCCGUCGCCGUCGGUUUUUCUUUUCCCCUGAAUCCACAGUUCCAGCCAGCUCAAAGCUCGGAACAUUUCCCAAAUGGGUACUGCUGUAGCUCAGUACCCACUUGGGAUCACUUCGCAUUCCUCUGGAGAUCUCGCUCACAACAAGUUGGGUUCUUCUUUUCGAUACUCCAAGUUUCCGUGUCAAUUGGAUUUCGCUAGGCUCGGCUUGCUUCAUCAAGGCUCUUCUGCAACUUCUUCCUCCAAUCAUCCCACGGAACCCGACAGUCGAAUAAAUGCUAUACCAGACAUGGAUGACAUAUUCUGGGACGAAGUACCAACUCCCUUGCUUGAUAUGAUUGAGAACCCUAUUCACCUCAAGAAUUUGUCCCUCAAGGAGUUGAAGGAACUAGGUCGUGAAAUACGGUCAGAAUUAUCAAGUAUAAUGACACAGAAGCCGAACUCUUUGAAGGCUAGCUUGGCUGUGGUAGAACUAACCAUUGCCAUACACCAUGUUUUUCAUGCUCCGGUGGACAAGAUACUAUGGGAUGCAGGUGAACAAACUUACGUACAUAAAAUUCUCACAGGAAGGAGGUCACUAAUGCGUAUUAUGAGACAAAAGAAUGGUCUUUCUGGCUUUACAUCUCGGUUUGAGAGCGAAUAUGAUUCCUUUGGAACGGGCCAUGGUUGUAACAGUGUUUCUGCUGGUCUUGGAAUGGCUAUUGCACGUGAUAUCAAAGGGAAGCGGGAUCGAGUUGUUACUGUCAUUAGCAAUGCGACAACUUUGGCUGGUCAAGUCUACGAGGCAAUGAGUAAUGCCGGUUACUUGGACUCAAAUAUGAUUGUGAUUUUAAAUGAUAGCCGUCGCUCUUUACAUCCAAAGAUUGAACAAGGGCCAAGCACUUCAAUCACGGCCUUAUCUAGUACCUUAAUCAAAAUCCAGUCUAGUAAAUCAUUCCAGAACUUCAGAGAGCUUGCAAAGGGUAUUACCAAAAGGAUUGGCAAGGGUACACAUGAAUUGGCUGCCAAAUUUGACGAAUAUGCCCGUGGUAUGAUUGGUCCACAAGGAUCGACUCUUUUUGAGGAGCUCGGGCUGUAUUACAUCGGCCCUGUUGAUGGACACAAUCUAGAAGACCUCAUUUGUGUUUUGCAACAAGUGGCAUCUUUGGACUCCAUGGGCCCCAUCUUGAUACAUGUAAUCACAGAAGACAAUCAUCAAGAUGCAGAAUAUAAUGAAAAGACCGAGGCAGACAACCCACAGGAAGGUUAUGAUGACUCAGUAUCUUCCUUAUGUAGUGUGCAUACUCGAACAUACAGUGAUUGUUUUGUCGGUUCUUUGGUAAUGGAGGCAGAGAAGCAGAAGGACAUUGUUGUGGUUCAUGCAGGAAUGGAAAUGGAAUCCUCCUUUCAACUGCUUCAGGAAACAUUCGCCGACAGGUUUUUCGAUGUUGGAAUGGCUGAGCAACAUGCUGUCACGUUUUCCGCCGGUUUAUCCUGUGGGGGACUGAGGCCCUUUUGCAUUAUUCCUUCUACUUUUCUACAGAGAGCAUAUGAUCAGGUGGUUCAUGAUGUAGAUCGGCAGAAGAUUCCAGUGCGAUUUGUCAUCACAAGUGCAGGAUUGGUGGGGAAUUCCGGUCCCAUGUACUGUGGGGCAUUCGAUGUGACAUUAAUGUCGUGCUUACCGAACAUGAUCGUCAUGGCUCCAUCUGACGAGGAUGAGCUGGUGGAUAUGGUGGCUACUGCUGCCCAGAUUGAUGACAGGUCGGUCUGCUUCCGCUAUCCAAGAGGCGCCAUAGUCAGGACAGACCAUUUUAUGCAUGCUGGGAUUCCCCUUGAGAUUGGUAAAGGAAGAGUGCUUUUAGAAGGUAAAGAGGUGGCAUUGCUAGGGUACGGAGCAAUGGUUCAGAACUGCCUCAAAGCUCAAGCCCUUCUUUCGAGGCUUGGCAUCCAAGUAACAGUUGCUGAUGCAAGAUUCUGCAAGCCACUCGACACAGAACUUCUCACCCUCUUAUGCCAGAACCAUCAGUUCCUAAUCACGGUCGAGGAAGGUUCUAUUGGAGGGUUUGCAUCCCAUGUUGCGCAGUUCAUGGCUCUCAACGGCCAGCUCGAUGGAGCCAUUAAGUGGCGGCCUAUUGUUUUACCGGACAACUACAUAGAAAAUGGGUUGCCUGAGGAACAACUAGCUCGAGCUGGAUUGAGCGGACACCAUAUAGCUGCAACUGUACUGAGACUGCUCGGAAGAGUGCGCGAAGCUCUCCUUUUGAUGUGCUAGAAAAAGAAAAGAAUACAAGAUUCUGUAAAUUGUAACCUGAGAAAUGAGUGUACAGACAAAAAAGAGAAAGCGUUGCUCUUACUGCCGUGCAUUGCA